Talaromyces amestolkiae is the source of this 2070-nucleotide messenger RNA. RefSeq lists its product as uncharacterized. The transcript has a single exon. The record is from RefSeq and is a predicted model, not a curated record. NCBI's taxonomy places the organism in Eukaryota, Fungi, Ascomycota, Eurotiomycetes, Eurotiales, Trichocomaceae. Gene Ontology annotation, molecular function: DNA binding; zinc ion binding. Bases 1 to 2070 code for a protein of 689 amino acids. Gene Ontology annotation, biological process: DNA-templated transcription.
AUGGCUGACACCGAUGACCUCGAUCUCCAUCGCGAGCUCAAACGUCGUAGAUGUGCUUCUACGACGACCGGCACUGGCACUACGCAUGCCUCUCCACGCGAGCUUGGCAUCAUGCGCAAGGAUGAUACAUCCGUCAGCUUCCUUGGCAGCUCCAGCGGCAUCCACUUUGUCCGCACAGUCUACAAUGCCUUUGCACGUCGCUUCACAGAUAUGCAGCAGGCUAGGGACGGCGGUCAUGAAACUCUAGUUCCUGGGGAAGAUGAUCAUAUUCAUCGCGGUCAAGGUCAAAGUAGAGCUCAUGCCCCGCUAUGGAAGAAAGAGGAACUCGACCCAACCAACCGACCGCUGUCAUUUGAGGAAUUGGUGCAAUUGACGCACCAUUAUUUUGAGAAUUGGCAUCCAAUCUACCCCUUUAUGAAUGCGCCCCGUAUUCUUCGUGUUAUCGAGCAGGUCAGCUAUAGAGGGUUAAAAUCGGUCAGUCGAGCAGACGCCAUCAUCGUUCGGUCUAUGAUCUCCAUUUCUGCAGUUAAGAACCCGCUGGACCUGUCUAACGUCACUUCAGCAGCUGCUAUUCCAGUCGAUUUGGUAUACCAAACCGUCCAUGAAGCAAUGACCAACUUGUGGGAAUUACAAAAUGAAGCGUCUUCCAUUGCUUUACUCCAAGCAGCCUUCAGUAUUCAGCUUUUCUUGACUUCUAUCCUGCACUUAAAUGCUGCUUCUAGAGUUGGGGGCUUUGUCACCCGUAUGACCUUUCAUCUGGGUCUACACCGCUGUCCAACGCGAUAUUCGUGCUUUACUAGUGAAGACGUUAUGAUGCGCCGUCGUAUUUUCUGGUCGAUAUAUUGCCUGGAAAGAUAUCUCAAUCAAGCACUAGGAGUUCCACUUAGUAUUCGCGAUGAUGAUUUUGAUGUUUGCUAUCCGCAAGCCGAAAGACAUUCAACCAGAGAGGAUGCAGGCAUUGUUCUAGAAGACAAUCGGUUGAGACUCUUGACCCACUUGGCUAAAUUUGCUCGAUUAAGAGGAAUGAUUUCAGAGCUGCGGAACAAAUCGAUCAUGCAUAGUCGGGAAAAUCUGGCAGACGCAGCUGAGGUAGACAGUGUACUCUUGCGAUGGUGGAACGAGGUCUAUGAUGACGUGUAUCCACUUGAUUCAGAGGCCGAAGCUCCGCUUCAGCCUUACCAAGCUUUGCUGCUAAUCGUGUCGAGGCAUGAGGCUAUAAUUUCAUUAUAUCGUCCGCUUCUCGCGGCGCACAACCCCGUGGCUGCAGAUUACAAGACAGCCUUUCAAACCUGUAUCAACUCUGCGAGAUCCUUGCUAGUCGCUCUGUACGACUACAUUAAUCCUACUUUGAAUAACAAUCGUCGUCGAUUUGUGGAAUCUCCAGCACAAUCACGAGCUCCUCUUACAUCACCGUCAUUCACAUCGGCUGUCUGGAUGUCCUGUAUGAUUCUCGUGUAUGCCGCCUGGACGGGUCAUUUCACCAACCACGGUGCUUUGCGAUAUGCUCGAAUUGGCAUUUCUGUGCUUCGCAAUCUUGCUCUCUGCGAACGGGAUUGGCCGCAGACAUGCAUCGAUGCUAUAGAGGAUCUGUGCUCCGCCAUGGAGAAGAAUUCGCAAAAUGGUACACCGUCGUCACUCAGGCAAGAGUCUCAUUCUACAUCAUCCAAACAGAGCAGCGCGUACUUGCACGCAUCAAGACCAUCUAUGCAACAACACCCACCGCCACGGGAUGCUGUAUUAUCAGAUUGUAGCCAAGAACAAUUUCCAGUCUCAAACAAUCGAUCACCCCCAACGAUGCGUCGAUCCAGAGGCUCGAUUGACGGGCAUUAUCAGCUCGGAGAGAACUUUACGACCCCCAUGUAUAAUAGUGCUGCCUCGGUUGCUAGGGGGAACGAGAUUUAUAAUCCAGCAAGUAUGGUCUUUGGGGAUCUCGCCGGGAACGGUUUUUCCUAUGGCAUAGGCCCUGAAUAUGCCUCGACUUUUCCGAGCUUGAAUGAGUUUUCAAUGAAUGAGAAUUGGACUGUAGCUGAUGGGCCGUGGCUUAUCCAUGGAGACUUUGACGUUUUGUAG